AUGACAGCAUCUAGUGAAUGGAGUUCUAAUAAUCCAGCAAGUACGGCCAGAUUACAUCUCUCAAGAGUUCGUCUUUUAUGCUGGUCGGCAGAAGAAGAUAAACUCGGCGAGUGGAUACAGGUUGAUCUUUUAACUACAUAUCUCGUCGUCGGAGUAGCAACCCAGGGUCGGGAUGAUAAGAGCCAGUGGGUCACUAGCUUCGAGAUUUCCUGCAGUCUCGAUGGAGUAUCCUUUGAUACAGUUCCAGACCUCGAUACUACAUGUAAUAUAAAGGUGUUCACAGGUAAUAGCGACCGCAGGACAGUGGUAAACAACACCUUACCUGCUCCGCAGGGGUGUCGCUAUGUACGUAUUCUACCUCAGACGUGGCACCGGCAUAUCAGCCUCCGAAUGGAAAUAUAUGGUUUAGUUCCUGUUGGCUUUCAACGAUCCACCAUUUUAAGACUUAUUUCAUAUGACCAGGCUCUCACUUAUACGCAUACAUCCUAUCAAUCCGUGACGUCAGUCAUUGGAUGCGGUCGACUUUGUCUUCAUCACAAAUCUUGCAACUGUUUUACAUACAUCCUACGCAAGAGGGCGUGUUUACUUGGACAACAAUCUACCACUCGGACACACCACGGGGCGGCUACUUACAUCUGCUAG
This is a messenger RNA of Lytechinus pictus (painted urchin), 642 nucleotides long. RefSeq names its product retinoschisin-like. The coding region runs from base 1 to 642 and encodes 213 amino acids. The transcript has 4 exons. The record is from RefSeq and is a predicted model, not a curated record. NCBI's taxonomy places the organism in Eukaryota, Metazoa, Echinodermata, Echinoidea, Temnopleuroida, Toxopneustidae.